AUGACGGAACUUGCACAGAGAAUCGAGCUCAGCUCGGGCUGGACGUUCAAGCAAACGGAUGAGGGGGAAGAUGCCUGGGCGCCUGUCGCGAAGGUGCCUACGGUGUCCCAUCUCGACCUCAUGGCAAAUGGCCGUAUCCCGGAUCCAUUCCUCGGGCUCAAUGAGCUUGAUGUCGAGUGGGUUGGCGAAAAGUCGUGGACAUAUCGCACGACCUUUGCAGCGCCGGACGGGGCGGCGACCUCUUCAGUUUACCUCUUGUUUCAGGGAUUAGACACUUUCGCAAAAGUGACACUGAACGGAACUGUCGUGUUGGAGAGCGACAAUAUGUUCCUUAGCCAUCGUGUCGAUAUCACCAAAGUGGUGAAGGAUUCCAAUACGCUGGUCAUCGACUUCGACAGCGCACUCUUGCGCGGCAGAGCACUUGAGAAGGAGCACUCUGACUAUCGUUUCAUCGCUCACAAUGGUGAGACUGGACGACUUGCGGUGAGGAAGGCUCAGUAUCACUGGGGGUGGGACUGGGGACCUGUUCUCAUGACUGCCGGCCCGUGGAGACCUGUUUACCUUGAAGUAUCCUCGUCGCACAUUGACGACUUUUGGGUCAAGUAUGAUGUCUCGGAGGACUUGUCUGUCGCUACCGGCACUGUUGAGGUUCAUUCGUCUGGCGAAGUGGACGAGAUCCGGCUCUCCAUCGGCAAGAACGGUGGGAGCUUGUUUUCUGGCUCGUCAAGCCAUAGAAAAGACGGCAAAGCCAAUGUCGAGUUCAAAGUCGAGGAUUUGAAGGCAUGGUACCCGGUCGGAUAUGGUGAGCAAUCGCUGUAUGAUGUUACCGUGGAAAUCGUCAAGAAUGGGUCUGUCGUCGAUCGCAAGACAAAGAGAACUGGUUUCCGCCACAGUGAGCUUGUGCAAAAGGAUGACGCCCACGGGCAAUCCUUUUACUUCCGCGUCAACCACGUGGACGUCUUCGCGGGAGGGUCCUGCUGGAUCCCCGCCGACAACUUCCUACCAAGGCUCACACGUGAGAAGUAUAGAGAGUGGCUGGAACUGAUGAUUGAGGGAAAUCAGAUCAUGACAAGAGUCUGGGGUGGCGGCAUAUACGAAGACGACGCGUUCUACGAGAUUUGCGACGAGCUCGGCAUUCUUGUAUGGCAAGACUUUAUGUUUGCCUGCGGCAGCUAUCCCACAUGGUCCUCGCUUAGGGACUCUGUUGAAGCUGAAGCCAGGCAAAAUGUUAGACGUCUACGACAUCAUCCUUCGAUUGUCCUUUACGCCGGAAACAAUGAAGACUACCAAAUCCAGGAGGGAUACAAUCUCGACUACGACUAUGAGAACAAGGACGCAGAGUCGUGGCUGAAGUGCAGCUACCCGGCUCGCUACUACUAUGAGCAUCUGCUGCCCAAGGUCAUUGCAGACGAAAGCCCGAGUGUCCCUUAUUGGCCCAGCUCUCCAUUCUCGAACGGCAAGAGGUCAGAUGACUUGACUGUCGGCGAUGUGCACCAAUGGAACGUCUGGCACGGAACACAGGAAAAGUACCAAACCUACGCGAAAAUUGGAGGCCGAUUUAACAGCGAAUUUGGUCUUGAGGCAUUCCCUCAGCAGGCAACCAUUGAGCACUUCGUGACGAAGCCUUCUGAGUUAUACCCUCAGUCUCACACGCUGGACUUUCACAACAAGGCCGACGGCCACGAGAGACGCAUCGCGACGUACCUGGUUGAGAACUUCCGACCUCCCACGGACCUGCAGUCUCAUAUCUACCUGACCCAGCUUUCCCAGAGCGAGGCCCUUGCUUACGCCUAUCGAGGCUUCCGGCGCCAGUGGGGUCACGAGCGCCACUGCGGCGGUGCCCUCGUUUGGCAGAUAAAUGACUGCUGGCCAUGCACUUCUUGGGCAAUCGUCGAUUUCUUCCUUCGCAAGAAACCUGGCUUCUACACUGUUGCGCGGGCGCUGCGCCCAAUCACCGUUGGAGUCCAGCGGGAACAUCACGACUGGAGCGUGUGCCACGCCCGACCGGCAAAGAAGUCGCCUUUCAACGUGUGGGUGUCGAGCAGUGAGCUCAAGGAGACUACUGGAGAUGUCGAGAUUCGCUUCUUCUCGGUGGAGACGGGUGCAGAGGUCAAGUCCCCGAUCGUCAAGUCGAACGUGACAAUCGCACCCAACGGCACGACCGAGGUCUAUGCUGGCGAGAUUGACAACGUCAGCGAAGAGCCGCACGUUGUCGCUGUGCGUCUUCUUUCUGGUGGAAAGGUGGUUGCCCGUGAGGCCGAUUGGCCUCAGCCGCUUAAGUAUCUGGCCUUCCCGGACCGAGGUGUGAAGAUCGAGGCAUCGGCUGGAAGAUAUGUCAUCACGGCAGACAGGCCAACCAAAGGGUUGGUGUUGGAAGAAAAGGACGGGGUUCGUCUCAGCGACAACGGCAUUGAUGUCAUGCCUGGGGAUGAGCAGGUGAUUGACGUAGAUGGAUCAUCCGUCAAAGAGGGCACGCCAGGCUUCCAAUACCUUGGCAUGAGUUAG
Purpureocillium lilacinum is the source of this 2505-nucleotide messenger RNA. RefSeq lists its product as uncharacterized. Lineage: Eukaryota; Fungi; Ascomycota; Sordariomycetes; Hypocreales; Ophiocordycipitaceae. Gene Ontology annotation, molecular function: beta-mannosidase activity. The record is from RefSeq and is a predicted model, not a curated record. Gene Ontology annotation, biological process: glycoprotein catabolic process; carbohydrate metabolic process.